AUGCGCAUGCGCGGUCUCCCCGGCAGAGGCAGUACGUGCAUGUAUGUGUGUUGUGUUCCAGCGCUGCUCCGCUGGUUUGAUGCUAUUGUCCGCUGGUCUCAACCAGAGGUGUCCGACCGAGAGGUAACAGGAGCCGAGAUGGCCGAGGUCAGCUUAGGCAAACGCAAGGAGAAGUGUGAAAACUGCACCAAACAGUGCAUUAAGAAGCAGACGGGGGAUGAGGACUCACGGCACCACAGCACAGAAGUGUCUGCUCAGGAGGGGGGCGGGGCUCAGCUGCUGCUCAGCGCCUGUCUGUCCUGUGACGGCUGUCUGUCAGAGGAGGAGACCCUGAUGAUCUCACAGCAGAGUCUGGAGGACCUGCACCGAGUCCUGGAACUCAACAAGAAGUGUGACGCGUCCAAACACAAGGUGCUAGUGGUCUCCAUCUGCCCACAGUCUCUGCCAUUCUUCGCCGUCAAGUUUGGACUGGACGUCAGCGAGGCGGCUCACAAACUCUGCACUUUCUUGAAGAGUAUAGGCGUGGCGUACGUGCUGGACACAACGGUGGCCUCAGGCUUCAGCAUCCUGGAGAGCCAGACAGAGUUCGUAUCCAGGUACCGGAGGAGGAGCCACGACAGCCUGGCCCUGCCCAUGUUCACCUCCUCCUGCCCGGGGUGGAUCCGGUAUGCAGAGCGCGUUCUGGGCAGCCUGGUGACCCCUCACAUCUGCACGGCCCGCUCCCCGCAGCAGGUCAUGGGCUGCCUGGUCAAGGACUACUUCUGCAAACAGAAGAAGCUGAGCCCAGAGAAGCUGUAUCAUGUGGUGAUCGCUCCGUGUUUCGACAAGAAGCUGGAGGCCAUCAGGGAGGAGUUCUACAACAGCGUCCUGGAGAGCCGCGACGUGGAUUCUGUUCUCACCUCAGGUCAGGUGUAUGAGCUGAUGCAGCAGAGGCAGGUCUCUGUGGAAGAGCUGGACCCGUCUCCUCUGGACCACAUAUUGGGGGAGAGCGGGGAGGCGGAGCCGCAGAGGCUGGAGGGCCGUGGCUCUGACGGCUUCCUGGAGUACGUCUUCAAACACGCUGCUAAGGAGCUGUUCGGCCUGGACGUGCAGGAGGUCACGUACAGCACGCUCAGAAACCGGGACUUCCAGGAGGUGACGCUGGAGCGCGACGGGGAGACGCUGCUCCACUUUGCCGCCGUCUACGGUUUCCGGAACAUUCAGACUCUGGUGCAUCGCAUGAAGAAAGGCCGCCUGCCGUACCAGCUGGUGGAGGUGCUGUCCUGCCCUGGAGGCUGUCUGAGCGGUCGCGGUCAGGCAGAGUCCGAGGAGGGGCGUCUGGACCGGGGCCUGGUGCAGCAGAUGGAGGAGGCCUACACCAGUCUCCCCGUCCGCCUCCCGCAGCUCAACCCGUCCAUCCACACGCUGUACCAGGACUGGCUCCAGGGCCGAGACUCCCCCCAAAGCCACGCCCUGCUCCACACCACCUACCGGACCCUCAGCCACAGCAGCCAGAAGCCCCCGCACAUGCAGUGGUGA
Knipowitschia caucasica is the source of this 1518-nucleotide messenger RNA. The record is from the annotation of a GenBank genome assembly. Lineage: Eukaryota; Metazoa; Chordata; Actinopteri; Gobiiformes; Gobiidae.